UCAAUACUUACCAGAAGCUCCCAAAAGCGCCAUCCGAAAAUGGCCAGCUUAUAAACAGCACUUUCAUAUACUAUUGAUCCGAGGUGAACCAGAGAGAAAAUGGGGGUGUCGUUGAAGAUGAACAUUUUCUUGGAGCUGGCGGGGUUUUUGCUUCUGAGUAAAAUACUCCAUUGCAUGGCCCAAGGCAACGUCCAUUACCACGACUUCGUUGUCAAGGAAAGCAAUUUCACAAAGCUAUGCGCUACAAAGAGCACAUUGACGGUAAAUGACAGUUUUCCGGGACCGACGAUUCGCGCCCACAAAGGAGACACUCUGUAUGUGAAUGUAUACAAUCAAGGAACAUAUGGCGUCACCAUUCACUGGCAUGGAGUGAAGCAACCAAGAAAUUCAUGGUUUGAUGGACCGGAGUACAUCACUCAGUGCCCCAUCCCAGCCGGAACAAACUUCACUUACCAAGUCUUACUUAGUGAAGAAGAAGGAACUUUAUUCUGGCACGCCCACAGCGACUGGACAAGAGCCACCGUCCAUGGCGCCUUCAUCAUCUUGCCUGCAGAGGGAACAACUUAUCCAUUUCCCAAGCCUGACGAAGAACAAGUUUUAGUUUUUGCUUCCUGGUACAAAGAAGAUGUGAUGGAGUUAAUGGACGAGGCCCUCCGUGAAGGUGGAUUGACGGUAUUGUCAGAUUCCUAUGCCAUCAACGGCCAACCCGGGGAUUUUUAUCCGUGCUCCAAAGAUACAACAUUUCGUAUGUCGGUUGAUUAUGGCAAGACAUAUCUACUUCGCAUAGUGAACUCUGUACAGAACACAGACAUGUUCUUCGCCAUUGCCGACCACAAUCUCACGGUUGUUGGAUGGGACGGUUCCUACAUCAAACCCUUACAUGUAACUUACAUAAUGAUAACCCCAGGACAGACAAUGGAUGUUUUGGUCACAGCAAAUCAAGCUCUUAGCCACUAUUACAUGCUCGCCAGCCCCUAUUUUGAUGGACAGGCAGAUGACUUUGACAAGAGCAUCACAAGCGCAAUAUUCCAGUACACCGGCGACUACACUCCCCCAUCGUCACCGGUGUAUCCAACCAACAUCCCUGGUUUUUAUGACGUUGGUGCCGCAUCGGCGUACACAACAAGUUUAAGGAGCUUGGCAUCCCCUGAGCAUCCUGUAGACGUCCCUCAGGAUGUCUCCACCAGAAUGUUUAUAACAGUUUCCAUAAACAUGAUGCAUUGCCCCAAUGACUCGUGCGCAGGGCCUGAUGGGAAUAGGCUUGCUUCCGGCUUAAACAACAUCAGUUUUGCAAACCCUUCUUUGGAUAUAUUGCAAGCUUAUUACAGGAACAUAAGCGGAUAUUUCGAGGAAAAUUUUCCAAACAAACCACCAAAAUUGUUCAAUUUUACCUCAGAUGAUUUGCUAACGGACAAUGUUACCCUAUCAGACCAGGGGACGAGGGUGAAGGUGCUAGAUUAUAACCAAACCGUGGAAAUAACGUUUCAGGGGACUAAUAUCAUGAAUUCAGGAGAAAAUCAUCCAAUUCAUUUGCAUGGGUUUAGAUUUUAUGUGGUUGGAACAGGAAUUGGAAACUUCGACAAUGUGACUGACCCAUUAACUUAUAAUUUGGUUGAUCCACCUGAAGCUAAUACUGUUCCAGUUCCUAAGGAUGGAUGGGCUACCAUCAGAUUCAGAGCUGACAAUCCAGGGGUUUGGUACAUGCAUUGUCAUUUUGACCGGCACAUGAGUUGGGGGAUGGACACAGUUUUCAUAGUAAGGAAUGGCGGCACCGAAGAGACGAAUCUCCGCCCUCCUCCAGCUUACAUGCCUCCUUGUGGAGAUGAUUUACUGUCUGGGCUUCAACAGUCAAUGUUCCAGAAAAAAGAGUAAUGAAGGAAUUAAAUUUUGAUAGUAAUACCAGUAAGGAGGUGCUAUCUGCUCUUAGUUAUGCUUAAUUAGGACUUAAUUAGUUUAAGGUUGACAGACAGUUUCUUGGUUUUAAGACCAGUACUAUGAAAGGAAAACGCUACUAGUGUUUCCUUCGUAUAUAUUGAUUGAAAGACCAAAGAAUACAGUUUGCAGUACUUUUCGUAUGGCCAUACAAACCAGCGUCAAUCAUUUAUAAAGCGUUGAAGCUGUGAAUAAAUUCAAUCUCAACUGUAGAUCUUUACGAAAAGGGAAUAAAUUAACAGAUAUCAUAAUUAGACGAGAAAA
Alnus glutinosa is the source of this 2196-nucleotide messenger RNA. Its product is annotated as laccase-14-like. The record is from RefSeq and is a predicted model, not a curated record. Bases 100 to 1872 code for a protein of 590 amino acids. Gene Ontology annotation, biological process: lignin catabolic process. NCBI's taxonomy places the organism in Eukaryota, Viridiplantae, Streptophyta, Magnoliopsida, Fagales, Betulaceae. Gene Ontology annotation, molecular function: hydroquinone:oxygen oxidoreductase activity; copper ion binding. The transcript is spliced from 7 exons. Gene Ontology annotation, cellular component: apoplast.